Molecule: messenger RNA, 2804 nt
Organism: Arabidopsis lyrata subsp. lyrata
Lineage: Eukaryota; Viridiplantae; Streptophyta; Magnoliopsida; Brassicales; Brassicaceae
Product: serine/threonine-protein phosphatase 4 regulatory subunit 3-A
Exons: 23
Coding region: 304-2553 (749 amino acids)
Biological process (GO): protein dephosphorylation
Cellular component (GO): nucleoplasm; protein phosphatase 4 complex
Molecular function (GO): protein phosphatase activator activity
Source: RefSeq, a predicted model, not a curated record
UCUUCUCCAGUCAAAGAAAAAGCUUUGUGCGCAGCAAAAAUAACAGAAAACACACAGAGAGAGAAGAGAGAGAAACUAGAGAGAACAAUGUCAAGGUUUCUUGGUUCUACGUUAAUGGCGGUUUCGAGUUUCUGUUGAUUUCUCUUCUACCUCAAGAAACUUCAAAUCUCCCGCCUCUAUCUACUCCGUUUCGUUCUCUAUCUCUUCUUCUUCUUCCUCCAAGAACCCUAAAUUUCGCUCCCUCCGACCACCGUACUGACUUUACCGGAUCGAUUUGGGUAUCUACGGUGGUGAUAGUUAGCUAUGGCCACUCCGAGAAACACCAAUUCAAUGCAGAGAGUGAAGGUUUAUCGUUUGAAUGAAGAUGGUCAAUGGGAUGAUCAAGGAACUGGACACGUUACUAUGGAUUAUAUGGAGCGAUCGGGAGAUUUCGGUCUUUAUGUAAUUGAUGAAGAUGAUAAUUCGACAUUGCUUGUACACAACAUCAGCUCUGAGAAUAUCUACAAGCAGCAAGAAGACUCAAUUAUCUCAUGGAGUGAACCAAAACACUCAGCACAAUUGGCUUUGAGCUUUCAAGAGACUGCGGGAUGCACGUUCGUAUGGAAUCAAAUAUCCAGUAUGCAACGAAUCCUACAUUUCGAUUCUCUGCACAGCGAAGCGUUUCACAAUGUGAUUAGUGAGUUGAAGGAGCUUCCUGAUGUCAACCGUUCUAAUCUUCCCCUACUACUCAAGGUUGUUACUGAAAAUUGCAUCACAGAUCAGAUGCGACUAACCGAACUUAUUCUGAAGGAUGCUACUUUCUUUCAGAAAUUGAUGGAUGUAUUUGAUUCAUGUGAUAACGUGAAAGAUGUUGCUGACCUUCACAUGAUAUUCAAAAUUGUCAAAGGAAUCAUUUCGCUCAACAGUUCUCAGAUCCUGGAGAUUAUUGUAGGGGAUCAACUGUUCAUGAAAAUUAUCGGGUGCCUUGAGUAUGAUCCCGAUGUUCCCCAGUCUCAACAUCAACAGACUAUGCUGAGGGAGCAUGCUGUUUUUAAGGAGGCUAUACCAAUUAAGAAUGCCCUGGUUCUGUCGAAGAUACACCAAACAUACAGACUUGGUUUUCUGAAGGAUGUUUUGACGAAUGUAGUAGAUGCUGCUACAACCACAAACCUAGAUUCAGUAAUCGAUGCAAACAAUGCUACUAUUGUUACACUGCUGAAGGAUGACAUCCAAGAGUUAUUUGCACGGUUACGGUCACCUUCUACAUCUGACGAAUCAAGGAAUAAUUUGGUGCACUUCUUGCACGAAUUUUGUAGUUUAUGCAAGAGCACGAAGAAGGUAUCGGUCUUGAGGGAACUUAUCAGUGACGGUCUUUUUGACAUCAUUGCAGUAAUCUUGAAGAGUCCAGAUAAGAAACUCAUAUUAAUGGGGGCCGAAAUUCUUAGUAUUGUGUUGGCUCAAGAUUCUCUUAUGCUCUUAUGCUCUUAUGUUGUUCGACCGGAAACUCCCCUCCUUGGUCUCUUGGUUAAGAGAAUGAUGGAAGAUUUUGGUGAUAAGAUGGAAUCGCUGUUUGUGGACAUUAUUCAAAAUGUAUUGGAAUUUCGUGGAGCUCAAAAUGUACAAUUCUCUGAUAAGCAGAAGAAGAUGCAAGGGAUGAUUUUGGAUACUUUCUGUGAGAAGCAUCUACCUGAAUUAGUUGAUUUAAUAAUGGCCUCAUGUCCUGAAAGACCUGGCGAUACAUCUGAAGGUGCAUUCGUAAGAGUUGGCAGCAAUCGUGGGGCAAAGCCGGAAGUCCUAUUGCACAUUUGUCAAUUGCUGUGCUCUUGCGUUCAACUGGAUCCAUUCAGGACAAAUUUUCUCCAUAACAAUUUGACAGAAAAGGUUUUGCUUCUUACACGAAGAAAGGAAAAACCCCUAGUGGCUGCGGCUGUUCGAUUUGUCCGCACUCUCCUCUCUGUUCAUGAUGAUAAUGUCCAGAGUUACAUUGUUGAGAGCAACACGCUGAAACCGAUUAUAGAUGUUUUUGUUGCUGAUGGUCACCAGGACAACCUCCUGACUUCUGCUGUCUUGGAGCUUCUUGAGCACAUACGCAAGAAAAAUGCAGUGUUGGUCAAAUACGUAGUUGAUACAUUUUGGGACCAGUUAGCUCCAUUUGAGCACCUGCCUUCCCUCCAGGAUUUCAAAACAAAAUAUGAGAAGUGCUUAGAAAGGAAGGGACCAAAGAGCACCACUGAUGAUCAAUCUGAUAUGAGACAAGAUGGGCGUGCUCUGGAUGAAGAAAAGUCACCUUCUGCUUCCUGUCAACAGAUGGAAGAAGCUGAGCCCCAUAAUUCCGAUGUCGCAGCUGCAAGUUCUACUCCUAGUACACAGAUGGAAGAAGAUGAGCCCUAUAAUCCCGAUGUCCCAGCUGCAAGUUCUGCUUCUCCGAGCAAGAGGUCUGGAGGUUUGGUUGAUUAUGAGGAUGACGAAGAUGAGCAAGAGAAGCGUAAAAGACAGAAGCUCAGUUCAACAAGUGAAGGAAACAAGAACUCCCCAGAACAAGGUGGCGAAGCUAAGGAACCUGGAGAACUCUAAGGAACUAAUGACCAUAUAUAGCAGUAGUUUUAGAUGGAAAAAAUACAGCAAGCAGAUGUAAAGAGAUGUCGAGAUAAACAUUCUCGACCAAUUGAUAGGAUUUUUGAGGAAAUAUGAAAACCACAAAAGGAAGAAACUGUGUAUAGUCACAAUAGAGGUAUAAAUGAGUAUGCAAUUGCAUUUUGUAAGGGAAACUCUUUGUGAAAAUGAAAUUACUAUUUCUUAAUAGAGACUUGGAUGAUUUCAUCAUA